GUCCAUCAGCACCGCGGGACGUGAAAACACACUCGCCCUCACAAAUCAUCCUUCUGCUUAGCCUUUGAGUAGCUCUGGGUCAAGGGGCCCCAUAGGGGGAAGAAACGCAAGCGGAUUAUGCCGGUAAACCUCAGGGAAGCGCGGGCUGUCUCUGUGGGCCAAGAUUCUUCCCCUUCAGCUCUGGGUCUUCCCCUUGGCCUGGAGAAGUGUUGGGAGCUAGAAGGAAGGUGCCUGUAAGUAAAGGGCCCUGUCCUUCCCCCAGGGCAGAGAUAGCGAGGAACUCCUUGCGGGUGUGCUGCCCGGCAUCAGCUCAGCAGCUUAUGGCUCUCUCGGCCUCCCAGCUCUUGAGGUCACCGGACCUGCAGAUGGCCCCACCCGCUGCUUUAGCGGGCAAGAGAGUGAGAGAGGCUGCCCUCGCGCACGUCUUAGGGGGUAGUUAAAAAAGACAAAGACUAAAGAAACCCGAUGUCUGGGACUUGGGACCACUGGGCUGAAAGAGGAGUGCGGGUGGGGUUACAAAACAGGACGAGAGAUGAUUCAAACUGGGAGUGUGCGCUGACCUCCCUACCCCUCAGAGCUGCAAAGCCUUCGGCUGGGAUCUGGGCUCUUUCUAGGGGCGCCCGGUCACCAAGCCUGGGUGUGCAGCCCUACAGGCGAAGUGAGCCGCAGUGGGGAGGUGAAAGCAAGCGAGCGGAAGAGGGGGACCCAAGGAGGUCAGCGCCUUUGAGGCAGGACUGGGGCAGGGAAGCAGGGGAAAUCAGGCUAGCCGACAGGAGCCCCCAGGCCCGUCAAACAUCCCACCUCUACACCCCAGAGAGUGUUGGUGGUAUUUGAAAAAGGAUGAUCAAGAGGUGGAGGGGAGUCGAGGGGACGUUCCUAGUGCUGGCCUUGGAGUGGCAGGGCUAGGACCCCGAGGCUGGGCAGGAGAAGGACCCGCCCCUCUGAGGGGGGAGGGGCUGAGAAGGGGCCCGGUCCCGGCGUGAGAGGAGGAGCCCCGGACUAGCCCGCUCCCAGCUUUAGCUUCCGGAGCCCCAGUUGCUCCGCCGCCGAACUUCCAACUUCUGCAGCGACUCGGGCGGCGGAGGGUCGAGCGCUCGCCCACCUCUAGCGCAGGCGGCCUGGGCGGGGUUGCAAGCCGAGCUUGACCGUGGGUAGAACCCGUGCGGUUGCGCGCGUUCCAGAAGUCCCACUCCCCUGACCUGUACAGUUGGAAAGAGUCCGCUUGGAACCUCUUCUAUCUCCAAAGCGGCCAGCCUUCCUCCAGGCGCUCCCCAUGCACCUGCCGGGCUGCGCGCCCGCCAUGGCCAACGGGAGCUUUUCGCUCGCGGGUCACCUGCUCCGCAGUCCAGGCGGGAGCACCUCGCGGUUGCACAGCAUCGAGGCCAUCCUGGGCUUUACCAAGGAUGACGGGAUCCUCGGUACCUUUCCGGCGGAACGGGGCGCCCGGGUAGCGAAGGAGCGGGAGCGAAGGCUGGGCGCGCGGCCCGCCUGUCCCAAGGCGCCUGGGGGAGGCGCGGAGCCCUCCCCGCCGCCAGCACCCGCGCCGGUCCCCGAGUACGAAGCCUCUCGCCCCUACUGUCCCAAGGAGCCGGGGGAGGCACGGCCGAGUCCAGGGUUGCCUGUCGGGCCAGCCGCUGGCGACGCGAAGCUGUCGGAGGAGGAGCAGCCCAAAAAGAAGCACCGGCGGAACCGCACGACUUUCACCACGUACCAGCUGCACGAGCUGGAGCGCGCCUUCGAAAAGUCCCACUACCCUGACGUGUACAGCCGGGAGGAGCUGGCGGGCAAGGUCAACCUACCCGAGGUCCGGGUCCAGGUGUGGUUCCAGAACCGACGGGCCAAGUGGCGACGGCAGGAGAAGCUGGAAGUGUCCUCCAUGAAGCUGCAGGACUCGCCCCUCCUCUCUUUCAGCCGCUCCCCUCCCGGCCUGCAGCCGCUCGGGCCGCCGCCGCCGCCCGCCUACCCAUGCGGGCCCGGCUUCGGGGACAAGUUUCCGCUAGACGAGGCGGACCCGCGCAACAGCAGCAUUGCUGCGCUGCGUCUGAAAGCCAAGGAGCACAUCCAGGCCAUCGGGAAGCCGUGGCAGACCCUCUAAGGGGGACUGAGGAGCCUGCUGCGUGUUGACUGCGAACCGAGUGCACGGUCCCGAACCCUUUCUCUCCUGGACCCCUCACUGGGCCACUCUUUCCCCGUCCCUCCUGCAAGCCGCCUGCCGGGCGUGGGUUAGGGUCGCGCGCCUGCUCCCGACUCAUAGGGAAGGACCAGCCGUCAGGCCGGAGGUGGCCCUCUGGGCACUUCCAUUAACAACCUCCGUCCCCAGGUUCUGAUGCUGGAGGGUGGCUCCGCUGGGCACCCUGCUCUUUUCCCUGCCAGCGCCAGAUCCUCGAUAUUCAAGGAUCCACUGCUUCUAACCUUGGUUUCCGGAAGGGGAAGGAAUAAGUCAGAAAAAUAUAGUUUGAGAAACUGUAUGAGUAGUUUCAAGGUGUUUGGAAAGAGAAUUAAAGAUUUGCUUGUUUGGACUUGA
Messenger RNA from Ictidomys tridecemlineatus (thirteen-lined ground squirrel), 2524 nucleotides. Lineage: Eukaryota; Metazoa; Chordata; Mammalia; Rodentia; Sciuridae. The record is from RefSeq and is a predicted model, not a curated record.